AUGAAGACUUUUCUGGGUUUGAAAGGGCUCUUUGUCCUCCUUUCCUUGGUAUGGACUUGUGCCGAAGACUGGUCAGCCAUUAAAGUACUAUGCAGCUCCACUCGGCUCUUAGUCCAGGUCACACCGACGCUAUUUCACAAUUGGUAUAUGAACCCUGAAGAAGCAUUUUUAGGACAUAACUGCCCCGUGACCCGCGUAACUCCAGAUGGCUUCUAUGAAUUCUACUACUAUUGUCAUCAAUGUGGCAUCCUAAUUCAUAAGACGGACAAUAAUUGUUUUCGGCUCCAAACUAAAAUCAAAUUCAUCGCAAGUAACUCUAGCGUCCAAGCUGAAAUACCCGUGACAUGUGUUUACCACAGUCGGCGUCCUACAAGUGCAAGAGGAAGGGACAUCUCUGAAGGUGAUGAGGAUGCACUAAACUGGCAAGGAAACCCACUUUGGCAGCCAAAUAUGUAUUCAAGGUAUGUCCUUGACAAGAACAUGGUGUGGAUUUGUAUUCAGGUGAGAAGCACCGAUACUUUGGGUGAACCAGCAUUGGCUGCCAAUCAGUCACUGCUCCUGCAGGAAUAUCAGGCUUGCCAGACAUGUCAUAGGCUUUAUAAUGCAGGUGACAUCAUUUUUACAGCCUGA
This is a messenger RNA of Perognathus longimembris pacificus (Pacific pocket mouse), 630 nucleotides long. It is a transcript of the gene Oosp1, whose product is annotated as oocyte secreted protein 1. NCBI's taxonomy places the organism in Eukaryota, Metazoa, Chordata, Mammalia, Rodentia, Heteromyidae. Bases 1 to 630 code for a protein of 209 amino acids. The transcript has 5 exons. The record is from RefSeq and is a predicted model, not a curated record.